Messenger RNA from Fusarium subglutinans, 1719 nucleotides. RefSeq names its product tyrosinase precursor. The transcript has 2 exons. Gene Ontology annotation, molecular function: oxidoreductase activity. The record is from RefSeq and is a predicted model, not a curated record. Lineage: Eukaryota; Fungi; Ascomycota; Sordariomycetes; Hypocreales; Nectriaceae. The coding region runs from base 1 to 1719 and encodes 572 amino acids.
AUGCUGGGCAAGUUCCUAGUCGCCGCUCUCGCGGUCGUCGGCGGUGUCAACCCCGUCGAGGCUCAGCAGCAAAACAUUUUCGUUACUGGUGUCCCCGUCACUGGUGGAGCUGCUGUUCCUGCUCGAAAGAACAUCAAUGACAUGCACAAGGCUGGCGGCCCCGCCUGGGACCUUUACAUGCGAGCUGUGCGCUCCAUGUACGAUGCUAAGGAGACUGACUGGAAGUCCUACUUCCAGGUUGCUGGUAUUCACGGAAAGCCCUUUAUUCAGUGGAACGGUGGUGGUGGUCGAAGCGGCAAUGGCUGGCCCGGAUACUGCCCUCACGGUGAGAGCAUCUUCCUGACAUGGCACCGUCCCUAUGUCAUGCUCUACGAGCAGAUCCUCGUCGAGCAUGCCAAGCGCCUGGCCAACCUCUACCCCUCCAAGUACCGCAAGCAGUACGUUGACGCAGCCAACAACCUGCGAGCUGCCUACUGGGAUUGGGCCCUCGAUGGCAUUCCCUCUAUCCUCACCCAGCAGAAUGUCGCCGUCAAGGUUCCCAACGGCAGCGGCCUCAAGACCAUCAACAUGAAGAACCCGCUUUACACUUACAACUUCCCCAAGGACGCCCUCAACAACAAGUACGGAUCAUGGGACGACGAGCACCGCGUUCGCAUCUACCACUGCCCCGCUCCCGAUAGCUUCCCUUCAAGUGCCAACAAGCUCCUCCGCCAGCGACCUUACAAGCAAUGGGUCUACGAUGUCAUGACCCGACCCACCACCUUCAACCAGUUCGCUUCCACCGGUGCCAACGGUGCUUCUCUCGAGCAGAUUCACAACGCCAUUCACUGGGAUGCUUCUUGUGCUGGCCAGUUCCUCGCCACUGAGUUCUCUGGCUUCGACUCUCUCUUCUGGUUGCACCACGCCAACGUCGAUCGUCUCUGGGCUUACUGGCAGGCCAUGCACCCUAGCCAGUCUACGUUCACCGGCUCUUACUCUGGUGGUGCCCGUUACUCUACUCCCCAGGGCACCCGCAUCACACCCAGCUCUCCUCUCAACCCCUUCUACAAAUCCAGGGGUAACUUCCACACCUCUGACAGUGUUAAGAGCAUCAAGGGUUUCGGUUACACCUACGCUGGACUCGAGUACUGGCACAUGUCUGCCAGCCAGCUCUCUAGCUCCGCCCGAACCACCAUCAACCGUCUCUAUGGCAGCGGUUCUUCCCGCCGUCGUGAUGUUGAGGAGCGUGGCCUGAUUGAGGAGCGUGCUGGUGCCAACACCACCCGUUACUUUGCCAACGUCCAGCUCGAUGUCACCGAGGUUGAGCGACCUGCCCAGGUCAACGUCUAUGUCUCCGGAAAGCUCGUUGGUGGUCUCGUCGUUAUGCGACAGCCUGCUGAGGGUAUCGUUCACGGUUCUUUCUCCGCUGACCAGGCUGCCGAUGCCCCUCAGCUUCUUGCUGCCUGCUCUCCUACCAAGGUUGCCGAUGCCGUCACCAGCGGCCUCCAGGUUGAGAUUGUCAAGCUCGACGGCUCCAAGAUUGACAUCAGCACCGUCCCCAGCUUGAAGCUUAGCCUCGACGAUGUUGCUUACACUCCUCCUGCUGCUGAGGAUGACCUCCCUGUCUACGGCACUCCUCGCACCCAGCCCGCCAAGGCUGUUGCCCUCACCAACGCCAAGGCACUCAAGGCCGUCGCCGCUUGUGCCAACAAGCUUCCUUCUUUCAACCCUCCUGUCUAA